CUGAUUGGCCCGGCUACCGCACGGUGUCACCGCCCUGCGUGAUGCGGUCACGGUGCCGCCGCCGCGCCCUCUCACCGCGGUUUGAAUGUGAAGCGCAGCCGGAGCUCUCGGAGCCGCCGCCGCCGACGGGGGGAGUCGCCAGGUUCUGCCAAAAUGGAGCUGAGUGAUGCCAAUUUACAGACUUUAACUGAGUAUCUAAAGAAAACACUAGAUCCAGAUCCUGCUAUAAGGCGUCCUGCGGAAAAGUUUCUUGAGUCAGUGGAAGGAAGCCAGAAUUAUCCGUUGUUACUCUUAACGCUAUUGGAGAAAUCACAGGAAAACGUCAUCAAAGUUUGCGCAUCUGUAACGUUCAAGAAUUAUAUUAAAAGGAACUGGAGAAUUGUUGAGGAUGAACCGAACAAAAUAUGUGAAUCAGACAGGAUAGCCAUUAAAGCCAACAUAGUGCCCUUGAUGCUUAGCAGCCCAGAACAAAUUCAAAAGCAGUUAAGUGAUGCUAUUAGUAUUAUUGGUCGGGAAGACUUUCCUCAGAAAUGGCCAGACUUACUGACAGAAAUGGUGAAUCGUUUUCAAAGUGGAGAUUUCCAUGUCAUUAAUGGGGUUCUUCGCACUGCUCACUCUUUAUUUAAAAGGUACCGCCAUGAAUUUAAGUCAAAUGAAUUAUGGACAGAGAUCAAACUUGUCCUUGAUGCCUUUGCUUUGCCCUUGACAAAUCUCUUUAAGGCAACUAUUGAACUUUGCAGCACUCAUGCAAAUGAUGCUAGUGCUUUGAAGGUUCUCUUUUCUUCUCUCAUUCUAAUUGCGAAGCUGUUCUACAGUUUAAAUUUUCAGGAUCUUCCCGAGUUUUUUGAAGAUAACAUGGAAACAUGGAUGACAAAUUUUCAUAGUCUUUUAACUUUAGAUAAUAAACUUUUGCAGACUGAUGAUGAAGAGGAAGCUGGAUUACUGGAGCUCUUAAAAUCACAAAUUUGUGAUAAUGCUGCUUUAUAUGCUCAAAAGUAUGAUGAAGAAUUCCAGCCCUACCUGCCACGUUUUGUAACGGCAAUCUGGAAUUUGUUAGUCACAACAGGCCAGGAAGUGAAAUAUGACUUGCUGGUUAGUAAUGCAAUCCAGUUUCUCGCCUCAGUUUGUGAGAGACCACAUUACAAGCAUCUGUUUGAAGACCAGAAUACGUUGACAAGCAUCUGUGAAAAAGUUAUUGUUCCCAAUAUGGAAUUUAGAGCGGCUGAUGAAGAAGCAUUUGAAGAUAAUUCUGAAGAAUAUAUAAGAAGGGAUUUGGAAGGAUCUGAUAUUGACACCAGGCGCAGAGCAGCUUGUGAUCUAGUCAGAGGCUUGUGCAAAUUUUUUGAAGGACCUGUGACAGGGAUUUUUUCUGGAUAUGUUAAUUCUAUGCUGCAAGAAUAUGCAAAGAAUCCAUCUGUUAACUGGAAGCACAAGGAUGCAGCUAUUUACCUUGUUACGUCUUUGGCAUCCAAAGCUCAAACACAGAAGCAUGGAAUAACACAAGCCAAUGAACUCGUUAAUCUGACAGAAUUCUUUGUGAAUCACAUUCAACCUGACUUAAAGUCUGCCAGUGUGAAUGAAUUCCCUGUGCUAAAAGCAGAUGGUAUCAAAUAUAUCAUGAUUUUUAGAAACCAAGUACCUAAAGAACAACUGUUGGUAUCUAUUCCUCUCUUAAUCAAUCAUCUUCAAGCAGAAAGUAUUGUAGUCCAUACUUACGCAGCCCAUGCUCUUGAAAGACUGUUUACCAUGAGGGGGACAAAUAAUACUACCCUCAUUACAGCUGCAGAAAUGGCACCAUUUGUAGAAGUGCUAUUAACAAACCUUUUUAAAGCACUGACACUUCCUGGCUCAUCUGAAAAUGAAUACAUCAUGAAAGCCAUCAUGAGGAGUUUUUCUCUGCUACAGGAAUCCAUAAUUCCAUACAUCCCUUCUGUCAUCACACAGCUUACACAGAAACUGCUGGCUGUCAGUAAGAAUCCAAGCAAACCUCACUUUAACCAUUACAUGUUCGAAUCAAUAUGCUUGUCGAUAAGGAUAACAUGCAAAGCAAACCCUGAUGCAGUUGGAAGCUUUGAAGAGGCUUUGUUUAUGGUGUUCACUGAGAUACUACAGAACGAUGUGCAAGAGUUCAUUCCAUAUGUGUUUCAAGUGAUGUCCCUACUUCUGGAAAUGCAUAAAAAUGAAAUCCCAUCAUCCUAUAUGGCAUUGUUUCCUCAUCUACUUCAGCCAGUAUUAUGGGAAAGGACAGGAAACAUUCCUCCUUUGGUCCGACUCCUGCAGGCUUAUUUAGAGCGGGGUGCCAAUACGAUAGCAAGUGCUGCUGCUGACAAAAUUCCCGGAUUGUUAGGUGUGUUCCAGAAGUUGAUUGCCUCUAAAGCUAAUGACCAUCAAGGAUUCUAUCUUCUGAACAGUAUUAUAGAGCAUAUGCCUCCUGAGUCAGUUGACCAGUACAGGAAACAGAUCUUCAUUCUACUAUUCCAAAGACUUCAAAAUUCCAAAACAACUAAAUUUAUUAAAAGUUUCCUAGUCUUCAUUAACUUGUACUGCAUAAAAUAUGGUGCAUUAGGUCUGCAGGAAAUAUUUGACAGCAUACAGCCAAAGAUGUUUGGAAUGGUUUUGGAGAAAAUUAUAAUUCCUGAAAUCCAGAAAGUGUCUGGACAAGUUGAAAAGAAAAUCUGUGCUGUUGGCAUUACGAAAAUAUUAACAGAAUGUCCUCCUAUGAUGGACACUGAGUACACCAAGCUGUGGACGCCUUUGUUGCAGGCCCUCAUUGGCCUCUUUGAACUGCCUGAGGAUGACACUAUCCCUGAUGAAGAACACUUCAUUGACAUAGAAGAUACUCCAGGAUAUCAGACUGCAUUCUCUCAGCUGGCCUUUGCUGGAAAAAAAGAACACGAUCCUGUAGGUCAAAUGGUGAACAAUCCUAGAAUCCAUCUGGCACAGUCUCUUCACAAACUGUCUACAGCGUGCCCAGGCCGGGUUCCGUCAAUGCUGAGUACUAGUCUGAAUGCAGAAGCGUUGCAGUAUCUCCAAGGAUACCUCCAAGCUGCAAGUGUGACGCUGCUCUGAAUUGCAUAUAUUCCACAAGCAAGAUCAAAAAGUCAAAAGCGGUUUUGUUAUACAGAAGGUUGACAGUGACUUUCUUUAUAGCAGAGCUCAGACAAAAUUAAAAAUGCUACUUGAAAACUUAUUGCAGAAUCCAUCUUGUAAAAGAUAAAUGUGGCUUUAAGCAGAAACUGAAAGAAUUUGGUGGUUUGUGUACUCAUAGAUAAAAGGUGGCUAACUUCCAUUCCCAGUUCAAUUUCAAAGGGAAUAGUCAUAGCAGUUUGUUAUGGGAUUUAUUUGAGAUCUGCAUCUGCAGUGUUUGGAUAACAUUUUGAAAUGUACGGAGAGCACUGGCUGUAGAAACUCACUUCCGUCACUAAAAUUCCUUUUCAUUUUGAUGUUGUCCUUUGUAUUUCUUUUGUCUUUCCUUAAACUUUAUCUAAAUUGUGAAUAAAUAAGAAGUACUUGUUUAAAAUGCCUGUCACUGUGCGCUUACUGUUUUAGAAGAAUGUAGUUGGUUUAAAAAAAAUAUAAUGUUUUAAACUUAGGAUAGAAUAUAAAAUAGUGGGACUGUGAGGAUUUUUCUUUAUCUUAAGUAACAGUUUAAAUAUAUUGUAGGAACAUACAGAGCAAAUCUAAAACUUUGGCAGAAGAUCCAAAGCUAUUAUCACUCUUGAUAUUCAUCAACAGGUGCACCCCUUCUCUUUGUACAAGAUAUGUCAGUAUAUUGCAGUAAAAGCAAUUAAUAUACCCUCUUAGAGUGGGUAUCGGUCUCCCAGUGGAUUUUUAGUGAUGUACUAAAACUAAAGGAGUCAUCUUAGAGUUAAACUUAACUCGGAUGUUCUCCCUGUCUCCUCAUAAAUAUACUGAUUAGGUUUGGUAGCCUUGAAUUCUAAGUGCAUCAGUUUACGUUGCAGUUAAGGCUGUUUAAGUGACUAGUGGAAUGCCUGGGCCUUACUGUGUUCUCAAAUGGCCUGGGCACCAAAAUACUAGACCAUAGGCUUUUAGAGCACUGGUACUUCAGGGAUAUAAAUAAAUCUAAUUAUAGAGACUGGAAAACUCCUGAGCAAGAGUGAAGUCUCAGACUUAUGUGAUACUAAGCAAUGUCAUACAUGACAGAUCUAUUUUUUUUUUAGUUACUUGUCCACAGAAAUUCUGCAGAUGACUUGAAUCAGGACUGGUUUUUUGUAGUUAGAAUACCUGUUGAAGCUGGGCCUUGUAUCAAGAAAGUUACUGAAUUUACUGAGGGUGAAACAUAGGGCAGAAUCAAAUGUCUUUCAGUUCUUUCUUAGUGUCUGUGGCUGCCAUGUGAGAGUGCGUGCUGGCCAUUUCUCUGAAAAUAUAAAGAAAUGAGUUGCUUGUUAGACAAUGGAUUUAAACUAAGUGCCUAAAAAUGUAUUAAAUGAGUCAGCAUCAACAGGUUUUCUUGAAUCUGGUUUGCAGUGCAGUGUCAGACCUUCUGUUCAUAGGUAUGAGGUGAAAGCAGUUCUCAAGAGUGAAAUAAUACAGUGUUGAUAAUGCAAAGCAUCUGCCUUAAUGCUGAUGAGAGAGACUGAUGUGUGUUACAAGUUUGCCGAAGCGCCUUGCAGAACGAAUUUCAAUAGACAGGCUGAAACCACAUGGGAGAUGUGACGUUUGCAAGGAACUGAAUGCCUACCUCGAAUGUCAAUGUUAAUUGAGCCGUGGUCAUUCAAAACCUGCAAGCCCAAAGGAUCCUCUGAGCUCUGUCCGCUCUGCAGCUUUGUCUUUUUUCCUUGGGUAAUAGGGAGAACAAAUCUACAGAGAACUUGCAGACCUUCUUACCCUGUCAGCCUCAAAGAACAAAAAUUAAAUCGGUACUGGUGGUCAUGUUCAGUAUUUUGACAUGCUCCCUUUGCAUCUCUUGGAGUAGACAGGCUGUGCAUGUAUGCUACAUAACCUUGUGCCGAAGUGGGGCUCUCCAGCACUAUGCAAUAUUAAGGGGCUCGUUGUAUUAGACUGUCGUAGUUCUACAGUUCUAAGCAAGAUUUCUUUAGGUUGCUGCGAUGCGUAAGUGAACAGACAUUUCUUAUCUUGCCAGUACCAACCCUAGGUGGAACUGGACAGAAUGUACAGCAACAAGCCAGAAACUUUUUGAGAGGUAGCCAAAGAAAAAUUGGCUCUUCUGAAUGGAAAAUUAUCAGUGAAUCUUAAUGUUCACUAUCUUGCACUUCCCCCAACGUGUGACCUUUUGUUGUUGGACAGAUGUUCCGUGUGAAUAAGUGCCUAAGUGACUUCAACAAAUACUAGUGGCAUACUUGUCCUUUAGUUCACUCUGAGUUGAGUAACUCAGACUUUGUAGACAUGGCUGUGCCUGUGGCACUGUUAGUGACAUGUUAUUUAGCGCUGAUGUAUUCUGCAGACUUCGUAAGGCAUGCAAGUGUUUAUAGACAGCACUUACCCUUUCAGGGAAAUGAACUUUUCAAGUGUAGUGCAGGCAAGUGGAUGCAUCUCUGCUUCCCGGUACAGGCAAAUGUUAUUGGCAAUGCCCUCGACCUUCACUCAGGUGGAGACCUGGUUGCUACUUCUGACACCUCCCAUUCUCAAGACUUGGGAGGCAACACAAUGUUCCAACUACAUUUGUCUGUUAAGUUUAGUGGAAACUGAUGCAAGCAAUGUCGUAACAGUUUUUGCAAGAUUGUUAAACUUCUCUGGGCCGCCCUUGGGUGUAUUCCUUGUUAAACAGUUGGGCAAAUACCAGUUUCUUCAGAAGCCCAGGCUGGAAACAGCUGGUAUCAAUGGAGCUUCUGAGGACUUGGGAGCAUCUAAUUCAAUGUUAGACAAUUAACUCCUGGUCCUCUUCCGAAACACUUCUGAAAAUAAGUAGCCAGUUCUCCCUUGCAAUUGACAAUGGGAGAAGAUUAUUCAAGUUCAAGGGGCAAAAGAUUACUUGCUCCAUUUUCAGUAUGAAAUAGGUAAAGGGACACCUGUUUGGGGAUCUUUUGACACCACAGAACUCUAAUCUGUCCUUUUUUGGAGCCCACUGACUUGUAGUUUUCAACUUCCAAAUAAUGUUCUGAGGCUUUUGUAGGAGAAGAAAUACCUUUUGUUGGUUUAAGGGGGGGG
Molecule: messenger RNA, 6129 nt
Organism: Chroicocephalus ridibundus (black-headed gull)
Lineage: Eukaryota; Metazoa; Chordata; Aves; Charadriiformes; Laridae
Gene: CSE1L
Product: chromosome segregation 1 like
Exons: 25
Coding region: 154-3069 (971 amino acids)
Biological process (GO): protein export from nucleus; protein import into nucleus
Cellular component (GO): cytosol; nuclear envelope
Molecular function (GO): small GTPase binding; nuclear export signal receptor activity
Source: RefSeq, a predicted model, not a curated record